AUUUGGGAAUAUUCUUAAAGAACUCUUUCUUUUUUUUAUUAAAUGGUUUCUAUUUUUAUAUAGUAAAAAUGUUCCUGUCUCUAAAACUAUAAAGAGAAGGUCAAGCAUAAACUUGAAUCCCUUUUUCGUUCAAUAUUCAUUUAGCAUCGAUUUGGCUUAAGAAAUUGAAAGUAACAAAAGCCUACAUUUUUUUAAAGCUAAAGAUAAUACUUUUCGAUUUACGCUCAAAAUUGGAUUCCCUAUGCUUUUCGAGCAUUUCCAUAAAACAUAUAUUUUUGGCUGCUACCAAAGCAGAUGAAUCGAAAAAUACCAUGCAUUUGCUUAAAGUCAAAGAAAAUGAUAAUGUUGCUUGAAAGAAAAUGGCUUGGUCGGUAAUAUUUGCUAAGAAAAUAUGUUUGUUUACAUUUGAAAAUACUCAAAAACGGUCGUCCCUUCAUUCUUCCUUCAAAAGCAUUAAUCUAAAAGGGGUUGGAGAAAGGAAAAGGAAAGCAAAAGGGAAGAACUGUAUUUAUUUUGUAUAUAUAUUAUUGCAUUAGUAUCGUUUAGGGGGAUCAUAAACAUUUUGGGAUAAUUAUCGGAAUGGAAAACGAAGCAGAAAGUUUUUCAGCAGAAGCUGAGAUGGAACAGGAGGAUUUGCGCAUUUUUAGAUUUAUGAUUGGUCUUGCAAUCUCGGUACCUGUGCUUAUCCUGUGUUUAAUUAUCAUCAGAAGAUAUAUUGAUUGUAAACAUAAAAAAUAUCGUAUUUUCCGAGCGGUAUUAUGUUGCAUGCCCAUCUACGAUGAGGAAGAUUGUGAAGUGGACUUUUAUAAUCUUCCAGCUACUGAAUCUACGAUCACUCUUCCUCGCUACUCUCCGCAUCUUCAAGAAAACGAAGAGUUACUUGGAGCUUCUGGGGAACGCGAAGGGAUUGAUGUCGUUUUAACACCCUCACGGCUUCCUGAUACAGAGCCUAACCCGUAUCCCUUUCUGUACAAUGCAAGUAGUAGGCUGCGCUUCAUCCAAAGAAUGGAAAUAGAGAAGUUGCAGUCACCAAGAAUAUCUUAUCAUAACCUUGGAGUUGGACGUUGCAAUGGAAGUCGUAUUUUGCCAUCCUACCCUGAACCUGCUCGCGUACACGUUUCUCCAAAUGAAUCCAGUGACCUUUCUGAUGUACAAUCUGCUUCUUCUCAGAACACCAACGUUUCAGAGUGCUUCCCUGCGUCUGUCUCACCUUCUCCUACACCUAACUUCUACUCUCCUCCUCCUCCUUACUGCUACGGCGAUAUCAAUUCACCUUCUCUCGAGAAUAGUGUAUUUUCGAAUGCUAGUACUUUGGUAAGUGCUUAGCAUCUCUUUCUUGCCGUUUUUUUAUCUACAGGGUUCACCAUUCCCUUUUUUUUGUGACUUACUAUUACUUAUGACACGAACUCCAAUAAUAAAAAAUUUAUUUUUCAUAUAACUAAGCUAUAAUUUAUAUUUUCUCGUCCAUUGCUUUC
Messenger RNA from Schizosaccharomyces octosporus yFS286, 1475 nucleotides. RefSeq lists its product as uncharacterized. NCBI's taxonomy places the organism in Eukaryota, Fungi, Ascomycota, Schizosaccharomycetes, Schizosaccharomycetales, Schizosaccharomycetaceae. The transcript is spliced from 2 exons. Bases 580 to 1326 code for a protein of 248 amino acids. The record is from RefSeq and is a predicted model, not a curated record.